Molecule: messenger RNA, 1248 nt
Organism: Ricinus communis (castor bean)
Lineage: Eukaryota; Viridiplantae; Streptophyta; Magnoliopsida; Malpighiales; Euphorbiaceae
Product: ADP-ribosylation factor-related protein 1
Exons: 7
Coding region: 344-958 (204 amino acids)
Biological process (GO): Golgi to plasma membrane protein transport; protein localization to organelle; intracellular protein transport
Cellular component (GO): Golgi apparatus
Molecular function (GO): GTPase activity; GTP binding
Source: RefSeq, a predicted model, not a curated record
ACACGCCAGCACAUGGCGGGAUGAAAUCCAAAGCCGCAGAGGAACAUAAUGGAAGGGGCAGAAUUGGGAAAUCAAAUUACGAAAGAAGAGAGAAAAAUAUAAAAAUUAGGAGGAUGAAUAUAUCGGUAUUGUAAAAAAUAGCAAAGAGAGAGCGUCCUUAGUUAUUUUAGAAAGAGAAGCUCGCAGUCGUAGAUCUAUUAGAACUGAUCUAACAGAAUCACUAACAUCAACAGUAACCAUCCUUACUCUUUUUCGAGAUCAAGUUAGCAUAAUGGAGUUCUGCCUCUGAAACACCUAGAGAUUUGAAGGAGCAAGUGAUAAAUAAAUUUUAUAAUUAACAGAUAUGUUCUCAUUGUUCUAUGGCCUCUGGAAGUAUCUUUUUAGUAAGACCGAGUUUCAUGUGCUCAUUCUUGGAAUUGACAAGGCUGGGAAAACAACAUUACUGGAGAAGUUGAAGUCAUUGUACUCAAACUUAGAGGGCCUCCCUCCUGAUCGGAUUGUUCCAACUGUUGGACUCAACAUAGGUCGUAUUGAAGUAUCAAGUACAAAACUUGUAUUCUGGGACUUGGGCGGUCAGCCUGGUCUUCGCUCAAUCUGGGAGAAAUAUUAUGAAGAGGCCCAUGCUGUUGUAUUUGUAAUUGAUGCUACUUGCCCUUCGCGUUUUGAAGAUUCAAAAUCUGCAUUAGAAAAAGUUCUUAGGCACGAGGAUUUACAAGGAGCUCCACUUUUGAUAUUAGCAAACAAGCAGGAUCUUCCUGAUGCUGCAACAGCUGAAGAAAUUGCUAGAUAUCUAGAUCUUAAGAAGUUGGAUGAGAGGGUUUACAUGUUUGAAGCAGUUUCAGCAUAUGAUGGGUUGGGGAUUAGAGAAAGUGUAGAAUGGCUUGUGGAGGUAAUGGAACGAAGCAAGAGAACAGAGAUGUUGAGAGUUCGUGCAGGUAUAACAGGCCUUGGUGCUUAGAAGAAACUAUAUCAAGUUACAGUUGUUUGCCAGUCUUUGUAGCUUCUGUAAAUAAACAGGGUUACACUUCAUCUACAUGACCAAAAGGUCGAUCCAUUUUUUUCACAUCUUAUGUGGCAAUGCUGCACUUUCAGAUAUUUAUUUUUGUUCUUCAUUCACAAAGGAGCAUGUUGGAGAAGGGAAGGGCAUCCGUCUUUUGUAAUACUUUUAAAACCUCUGGUUAUGUGUAAAUUCCAGAAAUGUUUAGCUUUUUUAACAGUAUGUUAAUAGCCAUGAGCGGUUUGAUAGAA